Molecule: messenger RNA, 3833 nt
Organism: Myzus persicae (green peach aphid)
Lineage: Eukaryota; Metazoa; Arthropoda; Insecta; Hemiptera; Aphididae
Product: eukaryotic translation initiation factor 4 gamma-like
Exons: 5
Coding region: 416-3652 (1078 amino acids)
Source: RefSeq, a predicted model, not a curated record
AUUGAUUUGGUUCAUUGUUAUGAUAAAAUGUUCAUCAUUUAUUCUAACCUAAAAGAUAUCUUAGGCUUAAAUAAAAUGUGAUUUUUGUUUAUUAGGUAGGUACUUAGAAUAUUAUAUUAUAUAACUGAUUUACCUAUAAUGUUAAAAUUUGUUAAUAAUUAUUUUUGUUAUUAAAAGCUAUAUUUUUGUUACAUGCCCAUACAAUUAAAUCAACUGUCAAGUUAUCAAAUUACACAAAUAUGUGAUUUAAUUUAUUUGAUUAUACUUUUAUCUGUCAGUUCUGGUAAAUAUUUACUUGGUUUCGCUCAUUAAAAUUGUGUGUUGUACUCAAUACGCUAUAAAAACAUAUAUUUCAAUUGUUGGAAAUUGUAUAUACCCCACACAAAAUUAAGGAUUUUUGUUAAGAAGAAGAGUUAUGAGAGCAGUGAAAAAUGGAAUCUUUUUUUUUUUACUGUCGAAGAUUCUUGCUGUGGAUUGUAAAACCACUACAAAUUCGGUACAGUUUAAUGGACAAAAUUCAGGAGCUCCUAACUCUUGGAUUGGUCAACCAGUUACUCCAGAGGCCACAAAUUAUUACAAUUCAAUAAGCCCUUACCCACCACAAAGUACUUACUUGAAUAACAAUAAUAAUCAACAACCCAUAAAUUAUGGGCAACCCUCGCCCAUGCCUCAACCGUAUAAUAUGCAACACCACUUAAAUACGCCGCAACAAUCAACUAUACCACAGCAGUUCAUACCUCAAGAACAAAACUUUUAUCAGACUCAAGAGGUGAAAAAAUUUCAGCCGCCUUUAACGGAAACGCCUCAAAUACCUCAGCCAAAUCCAAAUCCAAUGCUUCAAAUUCAAUCAAAUGCACCACAGUCAUUACCUCCAGGCUCAUUCAACUCCAACAGUGAAUCCGGGCAUCAACAGCCAAUUAAUAUGCAAUACCCAACGCUUAACCAGAAUGUGAACACUGAAUUUAAACAGCCUGUAAUAAAUCAGAACAAUGAAAACCAACAGUCACUGGUAUCACCACCAUAUAAUUUACCCCCACAGGGUGGACAAGGGGCAUCCCAGUCUUUUGGAACAAUUAAACCUUCGCCGCCGAACGAAUACCAGAAACAACCGCUUACUAGUUUAGAUCACCCAAUACCCGAGGAAUUACCAGAUUUUGGCGAAUCACCAGACUUUGGCCAAGUUAUGAAUAACGAUAAAAAACAAGAAAAUAAGCCAGAACAGGUUCCUUCAAAUAUAGUCCCACAGUUAUCACAACAAACUUCGUUUAAUUCUAAAUCAGACAUUCCUACCAAUACGUUACUUCCACCGACACAAACUCAAUUAAAUUUACCACAAUUAAAUCCUUCAAUUCCUUCUAACUCAAAUACAAUUUUACUCCCUCAAAUUCCAUCACAAUUUCCUUCAAAUCCACCGGAUAAAGUAUCAUCAACGCCUAAUGAAAAUACUAUGGAUAUAAAAGAUGGGGUAUUGCUUAAUCCUCAAUCAGAUUUUUUGGAUGGUAAAAUUAUUCCACCAAAUUUACUUCCACAAGCGGAAAUUCAAUUACCAUUGCUAUCACAAUCAUCUUUGGAAUUAUUAGAUAAAGGUCUUCCAACACCUAGUAAAAAUACUAUGGAAGUUGAAUAUAGUGAGCCAAUUGAUUCUAAAUUAGAUAUUCCGAACAGUGUAUAUCUUCCACCAACAGAAAAUCAAUUAAAUUUACCACAAUCUUCUACUUCAGUUCCUCCUAUCUCAAAUCAAGUGCCAUCGCCAUCAUCUUCAGAAUUAUUGGAUAAAGGUCCUCCAACCCCUAAUACAAAUACUAUGCAAGAUACAAAUGACGGUGUGUCAUUGAAUUCCAUAUCAGGAUUUCCGGAUAGUAAACCAGAGCCACUUAUUAGCAAUGUUGUGCAAAAUGAAAACAUUUUGAUAGAUAAUUCACAAACAGAUAUGCAAACAUUUUUAGAACCUGAAAAUAAUAAAAGCCCGAGUCCACUUAAUAAUGUUUCGGAAAAUCAAGAUGAUUCUCCAUUAGAAUUGAAUGAUACACCACCACAAUUACUAACAGAUAAUACGCAAGUAGAAAACGUUGUGAUAAAUAAUCCACAACAAGAUGAUUCAAAAAAAGAUAUCAGUUUAAAUGAGGAUGCACAAAAGUUACAAAAUGCAUUGAAUGAAAGUCCAUUGCCUGCAAAUGUUAUAGAUACACAGUUAAAGCAAGAACCAAUAUUAGAAAAAACAAACCCUGAGUUACCAGUUGUUCCAUUUAAAAAAGACAAUGAAUUAUUUUCAUUGGAAAAUUUAGUAUUUGACGAACCAUUAGAUGAUGGACUACGCAAGUACGAUCAAUCAUUGAUUGUAGACACAGAAAAUCUCGAAAACAUAAAACAGAACAAUGGCAAAAACCGUGUGUUCGCUAAUCCUAAUGAUGUCCAUACCCUUCUAAUAGCUCCUACACAGUCAUCAACUAGUGAUAAUAGUUAUCCAAAUAAUAAUAAUUUAUUAAAUUCUUCACCGACUAAUAUACCAUGGUAUAAUCCCUCAUUUUCAAAUAUAGUUGACUAUGUUCAACAACCGUAUUUUAAUGCUUAUAAUCAACUACUUAGUACAUUAUUAAAUGUUUAUCAAAAUCCAUUAUAUUAUAAUCAAAUCCCUAUGUACCCGUCAAAUAAUAAUUAUUAUAAUCAACCAAACGCUUAUUCUGCUGUUGGUCAAAAUCAGAUGUCAUCUAAGAUAAAAUUACCUAGUAGUUCGCUAAAUGACAACCAACCAAGCUCUAAGGACAAUAGUGGAUGUAUUUACAAGAAAGUAGAUUUAAGGAACCCUCCUCCGAAUAUUUCUAACUCGUGGUUAUUAUCAAAUAAAGAUUACACAAAGAAUUCAAACCCAAAUGACGGAUAUACAAGUUAUGACGGUAAGACAAGCACAAGUAUCUUUGGAACGCCAUCGAUGUCAUACCAAAAUAAUAACCAAGGAAUUAUAAAUUUUCCUUUAAACGAUAUGUCUGUAUACAAUUUUAUAUCCAUGAUUUCAGAGUCGGUUCAUAUACCGUUUGUUAGGAUUAAAGCAAUAUUUGACGUAACACGUGCGAAUUUCCCGCGUGCCCAAUUGAUUGAUGUUAUUCGCUUAACAUAUGCUGUAGUACAAUCCGCGAUGCGCAGUCUUCAACAGACUUUGGAUACGGUUAGGAACACUUUAUACGGUCGUCUAUCUAAACGAGAUUUCAGUCCUUCUGGUGUCUUGCAUAAUUUACCAGGCGCUCUGAUUGACAAAUACUCCCAGCAAUCUACCACUAAGCCGACGGCAAAAGAUACGAAUAUACCAUACUAUACUCAGCCGGAUAAAACAGAUUCCUUCAUAGGUCAACAGUCGAUGCAACAGCAACAGCAGACGUACUACGGUGGCGCAACCAACAUGAAUUACUACGGAUCUCAAGAUUAUAAUAAUAACAUAGGAUUCUUGCCACAACCAGUGAACACUCAAAAUUACGUUUUCAACGCUUUAGUUGAAGCAAUCACCGCUGCAAUACGUUCAAAUGUGCCUGAUCCAUACUCAAUCGACACCCCAGAGGUAAAAGAAUACACCCAUCAAGUAAUCGUCACCGUUGAAAUAGUAUUCAAAAACCAGAUUGAUAACGUACGUAAUGGACGUCCACUAUCAAUGAAUGUAUAAUAGAAAAUAAUAAAUCAAUUACAUUCGUUUUACUUGAAUAUUUUCAUUUAUUUUACAAGUAAACAAUUACAUAAACAUGAUGCUGUAUAAUUUUUUAAAAAAAAAGUACAAUUGUUAAGUAAUGUAAGGCACAAGUGUAAGGCACUUUUGUUUGUAUACACAAUAAACAAUUAGUCAAACA